AGUCAUUCGCUAGUCGGCGCUUAUUUCAAUAUGGCCUCGUUUAAAAUACACGCGUUCUUUAUAAUACCGAUUUCAAAGAGUUGAUGGCAGUUUGUUGAGAUAACGCACGAUCGAUUUUGAAUAAAACUGAUUAUUGGCAUGCAUCCUAGGUUUAUGUCCCAAGAUCAAAGUGAACAGUAUUCUCUAGUGAUGCAGGUACAAAAUAUAUUUGCUUAUUUUCUACUGCCUGUCGUAUUAUGUACAGCGCACGUGCAAGACACUGCGCAACCGGAGCCAAUCAACGUCGAAGAUUCAUUGAAGGGUGAAAUUGUUCGAACUGAUCUAAACGAACUACUGUUCAAGGAACUCUUUGCCAGGCGUCGUGGUGAACAUUUAGGGGUUGUUAAAGAAUUACGAAAACUGGAAAAUUAUGAACGUCAAUAUAAAAUGAUUACAGUUUUGGCGGAAAGACUAUUCUUUGUCAUCCGAUUAAGUAGAGGCAUUCUAGAAACUGCUGGUUUCGAACCUGGGAAUACCUCGUUUCCAGAGGAUAUUAACUUAAGAGAUGCUCUAUCUAACAUUCUGGAGAACACAGCUCUAUUCGGAGACAUAAUAUUACAUCUGCCUGAUGUAAGCCAUAGAGUUUUAAAUACACAGCAGCAAUGGAAUACAAUGAUGCAAUGGUCUCUGGAUUUUGUUAAUCGUACCCAACAUUUGCUGGAUAAAUCGACCAUUACAAUGAUACACUUGGUUAGACAAGAGCUCAAUAUUACUACAAGAGAUCCCGGAUACUUCAACCCAUACUGGUCGACUGCAAGUGGAGGAUCCAAGGAGAGUGAGGAGUUUCAGGUUCCAAUAAAUUGUGUCUCCUUCAUUAGUAGUGGAGACGGUAGAAAGUGGUCAGCCAAUGGUUGGUCGUUGAGGUGGCGACGGGUGCACCGUGAAAGAGGGAUCCUGAUGUCUUUGCCGACAAUUCUGGCCAGUGUUGGGAGAGCUGUUCUUCCUAUUAGUUGUUAA
Athalia rosae (coleseed sawfly) is the source of this 996-nucleotide messenger RNA. RefSeq names its product coiled-coil domain-containing protein 134-like. NCBI's taxonomy places the organism in Eukaryota, Metazoa, Arthropoda, Insecta, Hymenoptera, Athaliidae. The record is from RefSeq and is a predicted model, not a curated record. The coding region runs from base 139 to 996 and encodes 285 amino acids. The transcript has 4 exons.